This is a messenger RNA of Haliotis rufescens (red abalone), 3868 nucleotides long. RefSeq names its product BTB/POZ domain-containing protein kctd15-like. Gene Ontology annotation, molecular function: protein binding. The transcript is spliced from 3 exons. Bases 375 to 1193 code for a protein of 272 amino acids. The record is from RefSeq and is a predicted model, not a curated record. Gene Ontology annotation, biological process: protein homooligomerization. Lineage: Eukaryota; Metazoa; Mollusca; Gastropoda; Lepetellida; Haliotidae.
UUACCCCUGAGGUCGACGGCGUUACGGCAUAAUAUGACGACUUCGUCUACUACCCUCCCUCCCCCUCCUCUACCACACAUCCACUUGUGUGAGCCUCGGUUGCAGUAAGUCCGCGCCAGGCGUCGCUAUGGUGCUGCCUCAUGAGGCUCGCGCGAAAUACGGAUAUGCCCCGAGGCUAAGACCCGGGAGUGAGAACUGUUUCCCCGUCAGUCUCAGCGCAUUUAGCAGCCCACUCUGGUCGCUAGCAGACCGUGUAUCUCGCUCUCAAUCGCCGCUGGUUUUAUAUACGUAUUUCUGGAUUAUCGUGGCCUAUUUCAAAGUUAACUGAUCCUUCAACCGGAACUGACGUCACGGCGCGUGACGAACACCACGACAUGUCGUCCCCAGUCACAUCAAGACCCUCCUCUGUCACCACCCCCAAUGGCCACUUUAACAAGAUUUCCGGUGUUCCCUGUCCAGCGACCCCUACAAGAUAUACAGCCCCGGUCCAUAUUGACGUGGGUGGUGUCAUAUAUACGUCCUCUCUCGAAACUCUCACGAGGUUUCCCGACUCUCGACUAGCGAAGAUGUUCAACGGAAGCAUCCCCAUCGUACUGGACAGCCUGAAGCAGCACUACUUCAUCGACCGUGACGGCAAAAUGUUCCGCUACAUCCUCAACUACAUGCGAUGUCAACGUUGUUGUCUUCCAGAAGAUUUCGCAGAGUGGGAGCAACUUCUUGAAGAAUCCCGAUUCUUCGAGCUCCAAGGCAUGGUUCGGGAUAUCGAAGCCAUGCGACGCAGCAAACAACGUCCAGUGACACAGCCCGCACAGACGACGGACCAGACAAUCAUGCAAACAGUCCGAGAGAUCAAGUCGGAGCCCAGUUCGUCGGAGUUCUGUGACUGCAUUGCAGUGAGUAUCAGCCCUGACCUAGGGGAGAGAAUCUCGUUAAGUGCCGAGAGGGCGCUUUUGGAAGAGGUCUUCCCGGAACUUACGUCAGCGCUUAUGGAUACACGGAAUUCUGGUUGGAAUAUGGAGAACCAUUUUGUGAUUCGUUUUCCCCUCAAUGGAUUUUGUAAGCUCAAUUCUAUUCAGGUUAUACAGAGGCUUUUAAACCACAAUUUCCAAGUAAUAGCCUCGACAGGGGGCGGCGUGGAAGGUCAGCAAUUCAGCGAGUACCUGUUCUGCAGGAACUGCAAGUCUCUACAUUGAGACACCAUGUUAUGGAGAGGGGCAGAACUAUUAAAUGACCAGUUGCAUUAUAACAAGAAAUUCCACAUUAAUCCUGUGGAUGAGGGCUACCGGUUACCAAAUAAAGCUACAAGAUUUCCAUCCGCUUCCGUGAAGGUGGACAUCAAAUUUAGCACAUUGAACAACGAACAGUGUCGUUAUCGACGUUAGCUGUCUGCGUCGUCUGAUGCCAACGAACAAUUGGCAUCUGAUUGCAAUGUUUCACAACCGCGCCACCAUGAUGGAAAUCAUGCGGAGUCACUCCUAGAUCAGAUACGCAUCUGCGGCUGUAACCUCAUUGGAUUAUGUCAGGGUCAGGAGACAUUCGGGUACACUCGGCUUAUUCCGUUCCCUAAUUCCUCCGGCAGCACUGGAGAAGUGACACAACAUGAUUUCACUGCACUCCGUGUACCGCCAGAUCCUUCCGCGCAAAGUUCGUAUGGCAUGACGCCGGAUUGAAAAACGGCGGUAUGCUUGACAAACAAAAAAGUAUACAUUUUAAUUUUUGAACGAGUCAUCAGCAAAACACAAUAAAUAUAGACACCAGGACCACGGUCACGUUGUGUUGUGUCGUGUGACUGGAACUACUUCCAAUAUGGACUCUCCCAGUGCUGACCGAGGCGUCGUAUGUGAUUGACGCGAGCUGAGUGUCUUUGCAGUAAACUACGAAACUUAAUGUAUGGACCACGCGGUCAGCUUUGUGUAAAUGACGUGCAAGUAUAUAGUUCUGUGAUAUGAUAUUUCAAUGGACCUGACUUGUUGGCGUUCACUGAGCAACAUGCUUACCUUUCAACUGUACCUAUGACAGUGCUAAAUGUUUCAACCAUGUGAUUAGCGGUAUUUAUACCUUUGAGUAACGAUGUUGAGUGGUAACACUAGGAGAUAUCUUACAUUGAUUAUAUGUAUACACAAACAGCUUGAAUUAAUUCACUGUGUCACGUGAUCACGUUAGUUAGGGGCAGCUACAGACUGGUUCCAUGCCCUUGUUACGCACGCUCGGUAUGCGUAGCAAAGACAAGGAGCUUGUUAAGGGACAGCCAGUAUCAAUGUCGUCCGCGCACUUAUAGUGGUAUUUGUGAUUCUGAGACUUGACAAUAAUUGCAUUUAUUCACACCUAAAAUCAUCAUUAACUGCUGUUUGUUGAACUGUUCUUGGUAGGAAGCCUAUGUAUAUAUAUUUAUGCUACUUGUGUAAUUAUGUCUAUUUAUUCGGGUGCCUGUUAUAUUGAAAUCUUGUAAGUGCGGGGGGAUGUGUACCAUUUUGCGUCUUUCGCAUUCAGUGAGGAACAGGACGACUACUUAUCAAACUAAUAUUAAUUAAUAUUCAAUAUGAGUACGCUUAAGAACGUAUAUGUGUAUAUUCGGCCACCCCUCAAACCAUACACGUUAAUGUACUUGUACACGAAAGAAGCAGAUUUAAAAGUACUUAUUUAAGUCUAGUAUCAAGUACAAGCAUAUAGAAAUAUGCCAGAGCAAGCCAGUCAAAAGUAAGAAUAUCGAUGCAUGGUACCUAUUAGGCAUACAGGUUCUCCUGGGUAAAAUAGGGUUGGAAUUUUAACGUCCAUCAGAGUGGGUGAGUGAAUGUUAUUUAACGCCGCUUUCAGUAGUAUUUCAGUUAUAUCACGGCCUGUCAGCUUGGUGUGGAUGGAACAUCCUAAGUUGUACAGAUUUUAAGACGUUUACCACUUUGACGAAACCCACGGGUAUGGCGCUGACACAAGAACCGGUGAUCAUUGGUGUUUGAUACGUAUAAGGGACGCAACUCUGCACAGCGAAUUGCAACACCUCAGACGACUGGGCCACCCGUGCACCCCUUCAGACUACCUGUCUCACGCGGCAACAUCGCAAGGGACGUUGGGCUAGCCAAGUGGUUGAAGAGUUCUUUCUCCGCGUUGAGACCAGAGUUCGAUUUCGAUUCACCAUACGGGUACAUCACUGCAACCUAUGAUUGUCGAACGAGGUGACGUAAUGGAUCUGGUUUCCAGGCGUGUGACUUGAUUGAUAGCAUUUCAUCAUACCCUAUCGGCGUGGAUCGAUGCUCAUAAUAUCAGUCACUGGUUUAUCUAGUUCAGACUCGAUUAUUGACAUGCUGGCCUCAUAUAUCUGAAAUAUUGCGGAGUACUGCAUUAAACAUCAAACAUGACCUCCCCUGUAAUAUUUCUGGAAUAUUGUCAAAAGCGGCGGAAAAAUCUACUCACUCAUCAAUAUCUCGAGCAUAAUAUGAAAGUUAGUUAGUUAUCAGAUACUUUUUGCAUUUACAACUAUAUAUUUUCGGUGUUUAGCGCAGGAAGGUUGUACAUAUUGUGUGUACCACCCUCGAUUACCCAGUGUAUGAUAUCGCCAUUAAAUUGUGUACUUACCUUAACAGACUGGAGAUAUGAUACACUCAUUAAUCUAGGGGAUGUGCUGGUACAGGGAACAGAUCACGAUGUAUGAUCUCCGAGAGUUGAUAAUUCCGUCUCUAGAUUCAUAAUGUGUGGUCUGUUUUAGUCAUGUACAAUGUUACGAUCUUAUGAAAUCCAUUGACUGAUUAAAUGUCUUUACAAAUCUUCCUGCUUUUGUUUUCAAUUUUAUACCUACGGCUUCACACUGAGCAGACACGCCCACUACUCCAUCGAUCCAUAAGGUGAUUACAUCCAUAUACAAUACAUCUGACCU